AUGGCACCUUUCAUCUUCCGUCUAGGAUGUCAUUUAAUGGCAGCGACCCCUGGCCUGCUGAGCAAUGUGCAGCGGGAGUGUAGCAUCGGUGUAAAGACAGAUCUCACGACAUUAGUGACCGCGGGGAUUUGUACACUGAACAACAUCUUGUGCCGAGAACUUAGUGAGACUAAUAGGUAUUGUGACAUCUACGAACAUGGAAGUUUGAUUUCAAGUCGGUAUGAACGUUUCCCUCAUUAA
Arctia plantaginis is the source of this 240-nucleotide messenger RNA. The record is from the annotation of a GenBank genome assembly. NCBI's taxonomy places the organism in Eukaryota, Metazoa, Arthropoda, Insecta, Lepidoptera, Erebidae.